Molecule: messenger RNA, 2641 nt
Organism: Eriocheir sinensis (Chinese mitten crab)
Lineage: Eukaryota; Metazoa; Arthropoda; Malacostraca; Decapoda; Varunidae
Exons: 6
Coding region: 161-2212 (683 amino acids)
Source: RefSeq, a predicted model, not a curated record
CGCGGGGGAGUAAAAGAGACAGCGAAGAGGCCGGUUAGUCGCAGUCGGUGGUUGGAUUUUGGACGAGACACAAGCAAGAGUCUCCUGCACCAACAUCUCCUCCAUCACCUCCACCAACACCACCGUCUCUCCCUCUCUCCCACUGGGCCAACUGGCAGCAAUGUGGCGACCGGUAUUCAUCCUGUUGGUGGCGCUGACGGGGCUGGCUGUGUGCAAUCCCGUUGGCCGCCAGGUUGGUAUCUCUCCGGACGUUGGCGUCACCUCGAUCAACAACACUGACGUGUGCGCCGUGGAUGGGGUGCUGUACACGGCGGGCCAGCGCCUGCCCACCGCCGACCCCUGCGAGGAGUGCCAGUGUCGCCCGCCGGGGUUCGCUUGCAUCCUCACACAAUGCCAUCCGAGGCCGGGGUGCCGUGCUAUUCUGCAGGAGAACGCGUGUUGCCCCUCGUACAGCUGCGACUGCGAGGUGGACGGGAUGAGGAUCCAUGAGGGGGCGCCUGUGGAGGACCCAAGCAGCCCGUGCGAGGCGUGCCGGUGCGAGGGGGGCGAGGUGGUGUGCGAGGUGAUCCGCUGCCCCUGGAGGAGUGACUGCGAAGGGGUUCACAGCCCAGGCGUCUGCUGCCCUUCCUACGACCACUGCCCCGGCGAAGAUCCCGCUGGCGAGGAUGCCCAGUUCACCCAGACCCAGCCCGAGGGAACCCAGCCCGAGGGAACCCAGCCCGAGAAGACCCAGCCUGAGGAGACCCAGCCUGCUAAGGACGGGGAGGCAGACCCCCAGCCACAGGUCGAGGCAAACGUGGCGGAAACUGAAGCUCUUCCGGAGGUCAGUGAAGCUCAGGCCACGAUUCCAGAGGUGACUGAUGCCCCGGUGGAGGCGAAUGAGGCACAGACUGAUGCCCCGGUGGAGGCGAAUGUGGCACAGACUGAUGCCCCGGUGGAGGCGAAUGUGGCACAGACUGAGGCCCCGGUGGAGGCGAAUGAGGCACAGACUGAUGCCCCGGUGGAAGCGAAUGAAGCUCAGACGGAGGCCAGUGAGGCUCUGACUAGAGGCGUGGAAGCCCAGACCGAGGCCAGUGAGUCCAUUACUGAAGCCCCUGUGGAUGGUGAAGCUCAGCCUGCCAUCUAUUCGGGUGACACUCAGACCGAAGCCACUGAAGCCCAGACCGAGGCAAAUGAAGCUCAGACCGAAGCAAUCGAAGCUCAGACCGAAGCAAAUGUAGCUGUAACAGAUGCAAACGUGGCCCUAACCGAAGCCAGUGAAGUCAUUACCGAGGCGUCCGUGAUUGCUGCCGAGGACCAAACAGCCGCCAUCGAAGCCCAAACAGAAGCAAACGAGGCCAACACGGAGGCUUCCAUCGCUGAGAGAGACGUUCAGACCGAGGCCACCGUAUCUGAGACCGAGGUUCCCCAAAUCAUCCGCGAGGGAAUUAACGAGGUCGGUGAAGCCCUGAGUGAGAUGGUUCCCCAGGCGAGCAACGUCCUUCCCGCAGUCAUUGACCCGAAAAGAAACGCCAACCAGGAACAGACCGAAACAGUGACUGAAGGCAGCGAAGCGGUGACUGAGGCCAUCGAAGUAGUGACGGAGGGAAAUGAAGCAGUAACCGAAGCCAGCGAAGUAGUGACUAAGCCCGUCGAAAUAGUGGCCGAGAGGAAUGAAGCUGUGACUGAGCUAAUUGAAGGGAAUGAAGCUGUAACUGAGCUAAUUGAAGGGAAUGAAGCUGUAACUGAAGCUGCUGAAGUCGUAACGGAAGGCAACGAGGUAGCGAUUAAAGCUAAUGAGGCUGCUACCGAACUUACUCAGUUAAUUGAGGGGGCUGACGCUGUGACUGAGGCCGUCGAGGUCGUCACUGAUGCCAACGAAGCAGUCCCCGAAGCCAAUGACGUCGUGACUGAAGCAAGCGAGGCACAGACAAAAGACCCUCAAGCGGGGAGCCAAAACAACCAGCAGCAGCAGGACCAGGAACCCCAGGGCAGCGGCGCCAUGCACAUCAGCGUCAACGGCCAAAACAUCGCCAAGGAGGACGAGAAGUACUGGCUGAACAUGCAGCAGAACUCUAAGAACAUCGCGAACGCUGAAGACCCCGUCAACGCUGCCUCCUCUGCGACUUUCACCAUCGACGAGGAGAACUUCGAGAGGGAGGUCGAGGCCGCGGAGGAGGGAAUCGAGGCGGAGGAAGAAGAGGAACUGGUUGAUGAUCGUGGUUUCUUCUGAGGCCUGAGUGACCCCCUUACGGAGAGUGAUGGCAUGUAGUGAUACCUGAUAACUACCCUUCCCUCUUCCUCCUCCUCCACGUGUUCCCCUACAAGGCCACCCUUAGGCCCGGGCAUUGACUUAGGGGCUUCACGCUUGGUCUCUUCGGUUUUUCCGUUUUCUAUUCCCGUUUUUUUUAGAUCCGCUGAGGCGCCACACUCCGUUUUCUUUGGACUACUUCCUCCUCGUGCUUAUUUAUUGUUAUUACGUUAGCGGGGCGUGGCGGUGCGCUCACUACAGGCUUGGUGGGGUGCUUGGCCAGGCGAACACACACACACACACACACACACACACACACACACACACACACACACACACACACACACACACACACCACCUUUUUAAUCUGUAUGUAUUUAAGCAUUUGAAAAUAAAGUCUGCCAAGAUAGA